Molecule: messenger RNA, 1251 nt
Organism: Penicillium cosmopolitanum
Lineage: Eukaryota; Fungi; Ascomycota; Eurotiomycetes; Eurotiales; Aspergillaceae
Product: WKF domain-containing protein
Exons: 1
Coding region: 1-1251 (416 amino acids)
Source: RefSeq, a predicted model, not a curated record
AUGGCCAAAAGCGCGCCCGACGAGUCGCGGAAGGCGACAUCAAAGCUCGACAAUCACGACGUUACGAACGAGAAUGCCAGCACAGAGAGGAAACACAAGUCAGAGUCUAAAGACAAAAUGAAGCGCAAGUCAUCCAGCGAAAACGGUGACGAUGAAGCUUCGAAGAAGAAGCGCCGACACGACGAAACCGAGGCCGCCGACGAAUCUUCGCAAAAGAAGAAGAAGACGAAGAAGCGUGUUUCCUUCGGACCGGGCACAAAGACAAAAGACGCCGAGGACUCGAGUGAUAGCGAUAAUGAUGCCGGCGACGAGGCCGAGGUUGACAACAACACCGCCGAGGCCCCGGAGGAGAAAGAGCAUGAGAAAGCCCUUGAGGAUAUGAAGAAGCGCAAACGCGAGAAGAAGAAAGAGAGGAAGAGCGGAGCCGCCACCACCACCACCACACAGGUCCACGAGACGCCUAUCCUCUCCUACCUGAACUGGUAUCAUCGGGACCGGGCUUCCUGGAAAUUCCAAAAGAACCGCGAAUCGAAUAUCUUCAAGCAUCUCUACUCAUUGGAGCAUGUACCCGCCGCCUACAACGUUGCCCUCCUGGUCUACUUGCAGGGGUUGAAGGGCGAGGCGUCGAAGAUGCGUUUAAGUCAAGGAGCAGCGGAAGUCAUGUCUGUUGAUAAAGAGGUUGAGGCGGAUGAAGAGUACCAUCAGGCCGUGGAUGGCUUCAGGGAAUAUUUGACUGCGGGCAGCGAGGAUAUUGGUGCUUCCGAUUCCGUGGAGCAAUUUGAGGGCGAGAUUCGCAAACGUCUUCAAAAGAGACAGCGUGCGGAGCUUGUCUUCUUCGCAGUCACGGGCAAGCUGUACAUUGGCCAGAAGCCCAUGCCGCCGCAAAAGCAAGAGCCCCCACAACCGAAGAAGCGCAAGAACAGAACUGUCGUUGUCGAUAUUUCGAGCAGCAGUGAGAGUGACGGUGAUAGCGACAACGAAAAGUCGUCAUCCAAGAAGAAGAAGGCAGCCAAGGCUAAGAAGGCGAAUAACGGCGACGAUUCUACAAGCAGCAGCGGAAGCGACUCUUCCAGCAGUGAUAGUGACAACGCUCCCCCUCGCAAGAAGGCAGCAAAGGCCAAGCCUGCGCCUCCAACACCUGAACCCAAAAAGCCCGAGCCACCUGCCCCAAGCAAGAACAAGAAGAAGCAGAAGCGGAAGAUGAGAACUGCUCAGAUUGAGAUCUCGAGCAGCGAGAGUGAUAGCGAUUAA